AAAAAGUUGAUAUCUGUUUGUCCAUAAGGUCACCUGAAUUUGUGACUGUGAACUGAUGAAUUAACAAACGUUCAAAUCCAAAAACUUGAGUACACAAACAAUGUGUUGUAAACCAGAUGAUCAUGAAUUUGUAAUUCCGCUGAUUAUUAACAAAGAAUGGGCGACUCUAAAUUAAGCUAGGAUGAAAUAACGCAUACUGUGCAGCAAAUAUUAUCAAAAAGGAUACUAAUUAAAACUCCGCGCAGCAAUAUUGCUCCAGAUGAUGUGAAUUCAUAGACAAUUAAGGUAUUUGAUUGGACAAAGACAAAUGCCAUAUCUACUCGCUCGAUAUUAAAGUGCUGCAGUUUCAAUAUGAGUUCCAUCUAAAACCGAUUAGGAAAACUAUAGGGCUUGAGUACAAUGUGGUGUGAACGGAUUUGAAAGAAAUCACAUGACCAAACAUAUUCUCGAAAAUGUUCACUCAACUUCAACAAACACUCCCCGUGAAUAUCUCUUUGUAUCACGCGAUUCCUCAUUCAUGAUUACCAAACUUUAUUGGUCCCAAAUAACAGCUGUUAAAGACAAGUUUGUCAGGAGAUACAGUUAUAUCAUUCGUGGUGAAUUUGAACGACCUCAUUUCAUAUGUGAGCUUGAGCUGAAGAUGUUGUCUAAGGGGAUAACGAAAACGCCAACACUUGAUCACUCAGGUAAGACAACUCAACCACACAAAAUGUUCAUUAUAUUUGUUGUUAUUUUAUCGAGCAUCGAGCACCCCCACACGAAAGCUUCACAGUGGUACACAGAGUCCCUCAAUAUCGUACAAAAGGACUCCGGAUACGACAUCUGUACAUAGCCGAGGCACUAGCUAUUCGUGACAUAAAACCGGACCUAUGCAUACAAAAACGAUACAUACAUUCUCUAGCCCUACCAUGGCCAGAGUAAAUUUCUAACUAUAAUUUUUCUCCUCUCUUUUAAUAC
Trichobilharzia regenti is the source of this 957-nucleotide messenger RNA. Lineage: Eukaryota; Metazoa; Platyhelminthes; Trematoda; Strigeidida; Schistosomatidae. The record is from the annotation of a GenBank genome assembly.